UCGCCCUGUGCUUGACAUAAUUCACCUAGCGCAGAUUGCCAGCAAAGAUGGCCGCCCUGAUGCAGAAGUCGGCUCUGACCCGCCCGGCAGUCGCCAGCCGUGCUGGUCGUCGCGCCGUUGUGGUGCGCGCUGCGGCUGACCGCAAGCUCUGGGCUCCGGGAGUCGUUGCUCCGGACUACCUGAAGGGCGAGCUGGCUGGUGACUACGGCUGGGACCCGCUCGGCCUGGGCGCUGACCCCGUUGCUCUCCGCUGGUACCGUCAGUCGGAGCUGGUGCACGCUCGCUGGGCUAUGCUUGGCGUUGCUGGUGUCCUGGUCCAGGAGGUCGUGAAGCCCGAUGUCUACUUCUAUGAGGCUGGUCUGCCGCAGAACCUGCCGGAGCCAUUCACCAAUGUUAACAUGGGUGGCCUCCUGGCGUGGGAGUUCAUCCUGAUGCACUGGGUUGAGGUUCGCCGCUGGCAGGACUACAAGAACUUCGGCUCGGUGAACGAGGACCCGAUCUUCAAGGGCAACAAGGUCCCCAACCCGGAGAUGGGCUACCCAGGUGGCAUCUUCGACCCUCUCGGCUUCAGCAAGGGCAACCUGAAGGAGCUGCAGACCAAGGAGAUCAAGAACGGCCGCCUUGCUAUGGUUGCGUACAUGGGCUUCGUCCUCCAGGCCCAGGCGACCGGCAAGGGCCCGCUCGCUGCCCUGUCUGCUCACCUGAGCAACCCCUUCGGCAACAACAUCCUGAAGAACAUCGGCACCUGCACUGUCCCGCACAGCGUCAAUGUUCAGGGUCUGGAGAUCCCCCUGACCUGCCUGUGGCCCGGCCAGCAGUAAGCGCAACAGCAGCAGCGGCAAUCGCCGUUUGCGCUUCACGCGCUCGCCACUGCUCGUCCAUCCUGCGCAAGACUCGUCGAUGGGCUUGACGGCAGCGAGUCUAUCGGGUCGUCUAGACGCAGUCUGUCAACGCUUCGAAUUCUUUCAGCUUGGACUGUUGCUGUUGCAAAGCGGGUGCAGUGUGCGCUGGAGGAGCGAAGUUGUUGGAGUUUAACUUCUGGCUUGCGUGAUGACGCUGCCGAUUUUGUACUUUUUUCGGCGUGAAGGUUGAUGCUGUGUAAGCAGCUGAUGUGGAAGUGUUGAGGCCUGAGUGGAUCAGGGUUUUGACCUCUUGAUCGGGCGGCAGAUCGAGGCAUUUUGUGUGGUGGUCCUUUCCGGACAACAGGGCGUGUGGCGUUUAAGCCCGAACUGUAACGUGAGAAGAUCACCUUUUGCAGUGCAUGCACGGUGUAAUCCCAUUCUGC
Molecule: messenger RNA, 1285 nt
Organism: Volvox carteri f. nagariensis
Lineage: Eukaryota; Viridiplantae; Chlorophyta; Chlorophyceae; Chlamydomonadales; Volvocaceae
Gene: lhcaE
Exons: 8
Coding region: 48-821 (257 amino acids)
Biological process (GO): photosynthesis, light harvesting in photosystem I; response to light stimulus
Cellular component (GO): membrane
Source: RefSeq, a predicted model, not a curated record